Molecule: messenger RNA, 1443 nt
Organism: Nezara viridula (southern green stink bug)
Lineage: Eukaryota; Metazoa; Arthropoda; Insecta; Hemiptera; Pentatomidae
Source: the annotation of a GenBank genome assembly
AUGGCGUGUUCGAAAUGUCUUACCAUAGAAAAUAUGAAUCCUUGUUUAAAGAAAAUGGAAUUUCCGGUCCGAGGACCUCUACUUGUCCGGGCUGCAGAAAUAGAAAAGGAGCUGCAAGAGGGUAAAAAGAAACCCUUUGACAGGGUCAUUCGAGCUAAUCUUGGCGAUAGUCAGGCAGUUGGUCAAGUCCCUAUCACUUUCAUUCGUCAAGUUCUGGCUCUCGUGACAUAUCCUGAGUUACUAUCUGACCCUAAGUUUCCUAAAGAUGCUAAAGAGCGAGCAAAAACAAUUCUCAGUGGAUGUAUAGGAUCUUCUAUCGGUUCAUAUACUGAGUCUGCUGGUAUGGAAAUUGUUAGAAAGCACUGUGCUGAAUACAUAGAAAACCGAGAUAGUAUUCCUGCAGAUUGGCAUAACAUUAUACUUGGAGAUGGUGCUACAGAGGUCAUUAAGGCUGUUAUGGAAUUGCUGAUUAAUGAAAUAGAUGGCAAGAAAGCAGGUGUCAUGGUACCUAUCCCUCAGUACCCACUCUAUUCUGCUAUACCCGCGAAGUACAAUAUGCACAUGAUUCGUUAUUAUUUGGAUGAAGCAAACAACUGGUCAUUAAGCAUUUCUGAAUUGGAAAGAGCUGUUAAUGAGGCAAAGAAAUGUUGUAAACCUAGAGCAAUUGUUGUCAUAAACCCUGGUAAUCCAACAGGUCAGGUUCUUACUCAAAAGAACAUUGAAGAUAUUAUUAAAUUUGCUCAUAAAGAAAAUCUAUUUAUAUUAGCUGACGAGGUGUACCAAAAUAACAUAUAUGAUUCCAACAGUAAAUUUUUCUCAUUUAAGAAAGUUCUUAUGGAAAUGGGACCACCUUACAAUCAGAUGGAAUUAGCUUCUUUUAUGUCAUGUUCUAAAGGUUACAUGGGAGAGUGUGGGCUUAGAGGAGGAUAUUCAGAGAUAAUAAAUUUAGAUACAGAAGUCCGAGCAAUGUUUGUUAAAUCAAUAUCAGCUAUGCUUUGCCCAAACAACAUUGGACAGGCAGUAUUGGACUGUGUGGUCAAUCCAUUGAAAAAAGGUGAUCCAUCCUAUGAAUUGUUUGAAAAAGAGAAGAGUUAUAUUUUAGAAUCAUUAAAAGAAAGAGCAAAAAUGGUAUAUGAGGCCUUUAAUUCCUGUGAUGGCAUGUCAUGUAAUGUUGUCCAAGGUGCCAUGUAUGCAUUUCCACAAAUAAAAUUACCUCCCAAAGCAAUAGAAAAGGCAAAGUCACUGAAUCAGUGCCCAAGUGUUUUUUAUUGUUUUCAGCUCUUGGAACAAACAGGUAUUUGCGCUAUACCUGGUAAUGGAUUUGGUCAAGUUGAAGGAACGUACCAUUUCAGGACUACCAUUUUACCCCAGCCUGAGGAAUUUAAACGCAUGCUCAACAUCUUCAAGAAGUUUCAUGAAAAAUUGAUGGCUGAAUAUGAGUGA